Molecule: messenger RNA, 1086 nt
Organism: Physella acuta
Lineage: Eukaryota; Metazoa; Mollusca; Gastropoda; Physidae
Source: RefSeq, a predicted model, not a curated record
AUGCAUGGUCACAUCAUCAAUGACAUGGGUCACAAUUUCUGGACCCCCAUUUACCAGCCCGGUGUCCGCCAUAUUGUUGUGGAGCCCACAGAUGAUUUGCCUGGAUGGAAGAUGAAUGAGAAUGUGAAGACUGCCUUUGAGCUGAUUAAAGAACAUGGCGGGAUGUUUAUUGACCUUCUCUGUUCACAUGACCCAGCCGCCAUCUUUGUCGCCAAAUGUCCUAUAGAGAAGCACUACAAACUGGUGUUACGUAACCACUCCCAGCUGUGUCAGAUCGCUCACCGGGUCGAGGACAUGUUUAACAUCAUACGUGAUGACGUAGUUUACAACGACUGGCCUGUCAGCACCGGAUGUACGAUGGUCAAGUCCACUCUGACAGACUGUCCGGCGGAGAUGGUCGUCAGGGAGACCUGGGACCUGAUAGAGAAAGAGAAGUGCACCAUCGCCAGCCUGCAGCCCUCCAUGAUCCAGAUGCUCUCCUAUCACUGUGAAGACAUCCACGAGCCCCACUGGAAGCUCAAAGUCCUCAGCACCACCGGCUUCGUCCGGCAGUCUGUCAUGGACGUCAUUGGUCGGUGCAAUGACGCCAUCGUCACCUGCUACUCGUUGAUUGAGGCCGGUGUGGUGUCUAGACUGAUGGUGACAGACACCACCAAGACCCGCUACACGGAGGGCUGUGUCGGGGACCUCACUGACCCGGUCAGGACCAGGUUUGACACGAAGGGACCAGGUUCAGCUAAACCUACCAAGGUUCAAGCAGCCCUACCCGUUAAAAGAUACAGAGCAUCUUUCCUUUUCAUGGCUUUAAUUUUUAGCUGUUUUAUACUUUCUUGUGAGGCAAAUACAGCGGGAAAAAUGACAACAGUUAAAGGCGUGUUAAAACUUGAUCUGCCACUUUGUAGAGACAAUCUUGGCAGUCUGGCCAACUGCUCAAAUACUUUGGAGGCAUUGAAGGAAAUGUUGAUUCAAGAGCGAAAACUAAACAAUGAAUUUCAAAAAUCUAUGCAAGAUUGGAUGAUCCAAUUUAAGCAUGAUCUUUUGAAGGAAGUAAAAGAACUGCUAAAGAAUAAUGAUGGAAACAAAUAA